GCACACCUUCUUGUCCUGAAAACCCGCAGCAGCAGCAGCAGCAGCAACAGCAGCAGCAGCAGCAGCAGCAACAGCAGCAGCAGCAGCAGCAGCAACGGCAGCAGCAGCGACAGCAGCAGCGGCACAGUCAAGGCCAAGCUACAGGGAGCGCCAGAGCCGACACCUCAAACAGCUAG
Molecule: messenger RNA, 176 nt
Organism: Eimeria necatrix
Lineage: Eukaryota; Apicomplexa; Conoidasida; Eucoccidiorida; Eimeriidae
Exons: 1
Source: RefSeq, a predicted model, not a curated record